Molecule: messenger RNA, 6845 nt
Organism: Petromyzon marinus (sea lamprey)
Lineage: Eukaryota; Metazoa; Chordata; Hyperoartia; Petromyzontiformes; Petromyzontidae
Product: sodium/calcium exchanger 1-like
Biological process (GO): calcium ion import across plasma membrane; cell communication; sodium ion transmembrane transport
Cellular component (GO): axon; postsynapse; sarcolemma
Molecular function (GO): calcium:sodium antiporter activity
Source: RefSeq, a predicted model, not a curated record
UCCUCGCAUCGCCUGCCUCUCCUCCUUCCUCGUUUGUCUCGCCGUGUCAUCGUCUCACCGCUCCUUGCCGGACCCUUUUCUGCUCGCCAGCAUCGCCCAUCCCGGUGGCUGCCAGGACUCGGCUCAAAGAGGCCUCGGGAUCUCAAGGCGUCCCUUCGCCGUGGGCGUGCGCCCACCGCCCCCCGCCCCCCCCCCCCCGAGGAUCCACGAUGGGCGUCUGGCGGCUGGGCCUGCUGCGCUGCCCAUGGCUUUCCCUCGCGGUGGCGGCCGCGGCGCUGCUGAUGCAGGGCGCCAGCGCCGAGGUCGACACGUCGACGGGGGGGAACAAAUCGAGGGUGUGCAACGGCACAAUGGAGUGCAGGAAGGGCCUGCUGCUGCCCGUGUGGUUGCCCACCAAUCCGUCGACCGGUGAUAAGAUCGCGAGGGCGGUGGUAUACUUCGUCGGGAUGAUCUACAUGUUCCUGGGCGUGUCCAUCAUCGCCGACCGCUUCAUGUCGUCCAUCGAGGUGAUCACGUCGCAGGAGAAGGAGAUCACCAUCAAGAAGCCGAGCGGCGAGACCAUCACCACGACGGUGCGCAUCUGGAACGAGACGGUGUCAAACCUGACCCUCAUGGCGCUGGGCUCGUCGGCGCCUGAGAUCCUGCUCUCCGUCAUCGAGGUGUGCGGGCACCAGUUCAAGGCGGGCGAACUGGGGCCCAGCACCAUCGUGGGCAGCGCGGCCUUCAACAUGUUCGUCAUCAUCGCCAUCUGCGUGUACGUGGUGCCCGACGGCGAGACGCGCAAGAUCAAGCACCUGCGCGUGUUCUUCGUGACGGCCACGUGGAGCAUCUUCGCGUACAUCUGGCUCUACCUGAUCCUGGCCGUGAUCACUCCGGGCAUCGUGGACAUCUGGGAGGGCCUCGUCACGCUCAUGUUCUUCCCAGUCUGCGUGGUGUUCGCCUGGGUGGCCGACCGGCGGCUGCUCUUCUACAAGUACAUGUACAAGAAGUACCGAAACAAGCGCGGUCUCAUCAUCGAGUCGGAGGGUGACCGCGUCAAGAGCUCCAUCGAGAUGGACGGCAAGAUCCUGAACUCGCACGGCGACGUGGCGGCCAUCGACAGCUCGCUGUCGGCGCUGGACGAGCGCGACGUGGAGGAGAGCCGCAAGGAGAUGAUCCAGAUCCUCAAGGAGCUCAAGCGCAAGCACCCGGACAAGGACCUGGAGCACCUGACGGAGAUGGCCAACUACCAGCUGCUGAGCCAGCAGCAGAAGAGCCGCGCCUUCUACCGCAUCCAGGCGACGCGCAUGAUGACGGGCGCCGGCAACAUCCUGAAGAAGCACGCGGCCGACCAGGCGCGCAAGGCGGCGAGCGUGCAGGAGGUUCGCAUCGACGCGGGCGACGGCGCGGGCGGCGGUGACGUGCGCUGCCGCGUCUACUUCGAGCCGAGCUCCUACAAGUGCCUGGAGAACUGCGGCACGUGCGCGGUGACCGUGCAGCGCAGGGGCGGGGACCCGAGCGCGACGCUCUACGUGGACUACCGCACCGAGGACGGCUCGGCCAACGCGGGCUCCGACUACGAGUUCCAGGAGGGCACGGUGGUGUUCAAGCCGGGCGAGACGGAGAAGGACAUCGCCAUCGGCAUCAUCGACGACGACAUCUUCGAGGAGGACGAGCACUUCUACGUGCGACUGAGCAACGUGCGCACUGGCAGCGAGGACGGCGGCGCCGGCGUCGGAGGCGCUAGCGGCGGUGGAAAGUUCGAGGCCAACCACAACAAUGCGGCGCCCAGGGCAUUGCUGUCCGAGCCGUCGGUGGCCACCGUGAUCAUCCUGGACGACGACCACGCCGGCGUGUUCCUCUUCGAGGAGACGGUGACGCACGUGAGCGAGAGCGUGGGCAUCAUGGAGGUGCGGGUGGUGCGCAGCUCGGGCUCCCGCGGCACCGUCGUGGUGCCAUUCCGCACCGUCGAGGGCCUGGCCAAGGGCGGCGGGGAGGACUACGAGGACGCGAUCGGGGAGCUGCUGUUCCAGAACGACGAGAUCACGAAGACGAUCGAGAUCCGGGUCAUCGACGACGAGGAGUACGAGAAGAACAAGAACUUCUUCCUGGAGCUGGGGGAGCCACGCCUCAUGGACAUGAGCGAGAGGAAAGCCCUCCUGCUGCGCGAUCAAGACGGCCCCGAGGGCCUGCUGCUCACCAAAGAGGAGGAAGAGGCGCGGAGGAUUGCGGCGCUCGGGAAACCCAUGCUGGGGGAGCCACACCGCCUCGAGGUCGUCAUCGAGGAGUCCUACGAGUUUAAGAGCACAGUGGACAAGCUGAUCAAGAAGACAAACUUGGCGCUGGUGGUGGGCACCAACUCGUGGCGGGAGCAGUUUGUAGAGGCCAUCACCGUCAGCGCAGGUGACGACGACGACGAGGAGGGGGCGGAGGAGCGCAUGCCUUCUUGCUGCGACUACAUCAUGCACUUCCUCACGGUCUUCUGGAAGGUGCUGUUCGCGUGCGUGCCGCCCACCGAGUACAUGAACGGCUGGGCCUGCUUCAUCGUCUCCAUCUGCGUCAUCGGCAUCCUCACCGCCGUCAUCGGUGACCUCGCCUCGCACUUUGGCUGCACCGUGGGGCUCAAGGACUCGGUGACCGCGGUCGUUUUUGUGGCGCUCGGCACCUCUGUGCCCGACACGUUCGCCAGCAAGGUGGCGGCCAUCCAGGACCAGUACGCGGACGCUUCGAUCGGCAACGUGACGGGCAGCAACGGCGUCAACGUGUUCCUGGGCAUCGGUCUCGCGUGGUCCGUGGCUGCCAUCUACUGGUGGACGCAGGGCGAGAAGUUCCGCGUCGAAGCGGGCACGCUCGCCUUCUCCGUCACGCUCUUCACCGUCUUUGCCUUCAUCACCGUCGCCGUGCUCAUGUACCGGCGCCAGCCCAGCAUCGGCGGGGAGCUGGGGGGCCCGCGUUGCUCCAAGCUGCUCACCAGCCUGCUCUUCUUCUCGCUGUGGCUCAUCUACAUCAUCAUCUCGGGCCUCGAGGCGUACUGCCACAUCUCGGUUGUUUGAACAAAGCGGCGGCGGUGGCGGCGGCGAAAAGUUAAACCGGCCCUUCUGACGACAGUAUUCCCCAUCACGACGCAACAGGGCUCUGACGAUCUGACGCCGGCGAGAGGCUUUCACACGCGGGGACGCUCUGCCAGGCUGCGACCGCUCGCGUGAACAGAGGGUGAAAAUGCGGACGAUGAGUUAACGGCUCGACGCUGAAACGACCGUCCGCAGCUGCAUGAACGACCGGACCGCGGUGGCUGGAGCGCCGAUGGAAGUGGCGACCCCUGCUUGCGGGGGUUCCGGCGCCUUCCCGUCCGGCGCCCCCCUCGCGCCCGUCUGCAUGAGUAGCGCGUAUCGUUUUACGGGCAACCGACUCUUUUUCUAUGUUUUAUAUUUUUCUGAGUGCGGAGGUGGAGGGUUGGGAGGGUGAGAGGCGGGGUGGUGGGGGGGGGGAACGUGUUGGGGGUAAUAUAGGUGGCUCUGAAUGCUCGUCUCGUGUGUCCCGUAUGCUGCUGAAUUUCCAUCGUUUUACCCGAAACGGUUCUUGUAUAUUUUGAUUAAGGAAAAAGAAGAAACAAAGGAAACACUGUAGAGGCAUUUAGUCAGUAAAUUAUUGCGAGUUCGAGAAAGCACCUGCAUGAAGACGCGGCAUGCCGUUAUGUAUUUAGCGCUGUCUCCCCACGCGGCAUUCCCUCGCAUCUCGUUUUAAACACAAGCCUCGUCAAAGUCCGUCCCCGUUGCACUCCCACGUCCGAAUCUGACCGAUGCUCGCUAUAACCACUCCCCCCCUCCCCCUCGUGUGACAAGGAUGGUUCCCACCUCCAUGCUUUGCCGUUUCAAAUAGUGAGACGUAGCAAAGUGUGUAGGCCAUGUAACUGCCCCAGGGCUCAAAGGCCGGAGGGGCCCAAAUACAGGGCUACAAAAAUGGGGGGCAAAUUGGACUAGGUGGGUACGGGGAGUGGGAGAGGAAGGGGGGGGAGGGGGCAUUUAAUUCCUGAGCCCACGCCACCUUGGGAUUUCAAAUGCAUUUAUUUAUUUAACUACCCCCCUCCGCCUCCCAGAAACCUGCUCCCCACACGCAGAACUCCCGAGGCUCGCACCCCCGCGGGAGGAGGCUGCGUAGGGCGGGCUUCGUGCGUCGGGCACUUGACUACGCCAACGCCCCGCCGGGGGGGGGGGGGGGGGGGGGGUGGGGGAGGUGGCGAGAUCAGGCAGAGAGUCCAAUUCCCUGCAAAGCGAGAGACGUAGUCGUGUCACGGCGUCUUGCAGCCGUGGGGCAAAUGUGUGGGAUGCUUCUCCCCCGUUCGUAGAAGAUGGCAGGUACAAGGACUUUGUGUUUUAGCGACCAGGCGGUUUGUUUGGAGGCCACGCGGAGACGGACCGUAGGUGACGGACAGGUCGCCGGGACAAAGAUCAUACGCCGGCGUGCAUCGACCGAGAUGGCGGCACUUCAGAUGAAGUGUGCAAAGAAGUGUUGGACAGAUGUGCGCUUUUCAUUUACACUCACAGGAAGAGAAGCACGUGGUCCGAAGAAUAAAUUAUGAAAUAGAGACAAGAUAUUGACCGCUGAGGAGAGUAAGUGGGCUCGGGCUGGAUGCUUCACGAGAAGGGAUGGUGGCCGAUGGGUGAGACCGGUGUUUGAAUUGCAGCCAAAGGAGGGAACGCACCACGCAGUACCGGUGUCAAAAUGUUUGGGAGAAAGUUCGGGCCGAGCAGAUGGUAUAAAACAAGUAAAGCUAUGACUAAAGCAAAGUUUCACAAGUUUGAAAAGUGGGCUUAAAGUCAAGGUGUUUUAGUUGAAAAUGGACCUUCAUGCAAAGAAAGAUUACAAAAAAAAAUACAAAAAUUUAUGCCGGGAGGAGAGAACAUUCAUUCGCGCGGGGGGGAAAAUGUGGGCAGGGCCACAAAAUGUUCUGACUUGGCAAUUUCACCACGGCAGAGAGUCGUCCUCGAUGCUCCGUCCCUGUACGGACUCGUGCAGCAGGCGAGACGAAACGCCUGGCGCAGACACGAGGACGCCGACCCGUCCGUCCGUCUGUCCGUCCCGUUCCGUACUACGCGCCAUGUCUCGUCGAGCAGCCCCUCCCCGGGAUGCCGCAGUACGGGAACUGCGCGUUCCGCACACCGCGGAUUCAAGUCCGCCGCCGCCCCCAUCCGUGGGUAGAGCCUCAGUGGUGGGAAGGGUCAGCAGGUGGACAUUCACCGCUGGCGCUCGUGGAACGUUGAACCGCUGCGUCAUUGGCCCGAGCACUGAAUUACAUUUCUCAUCUACCACUUCAGGCCAGGGCUUAAUUUCUCACCGUAUAUUUUCCGGGUCGCUGGUAGACCAGGAAGAUGGCAUAUAUAUAUACUGGACGUGGUGUGCCGGAUGCAGAAAUAAAGAUCCAGGUUUGCCGACCUGACCCGGACAGACCCGGCUACAAUUAAGCCCUGCAUGCAAGCGGUGUCCACUUCUUGUUUUACCACAGCUUCAAAUCACCUGCUUAUUUGAUUUUUUUCCCCCGUUUUAAUUUUAGUUGGGAUUUCCCCGCCCCCCUCCCCCCCCCAUUAAGUGCGGACGUUCCACAGACUAUUACGUGCGACGCGAACAAGGCCCGCUUACCGCGCCACCGUGUAAGACUGACCAGCGGACGCCGGCGGUCAACGUACGAUUAAAUACGUUUUGGGGGGGAUCAGCACAGAUUCACCGAUCCAAGAGUUCGGACGUCCACGGCCGCUGCGGGAGCGGAGUGGCUCCGCGGAGCGCGCCGAGCAAACGUCGGCUGCGCCUUGCUCCGCCGCUCCGCCGUGCGUGCUCGCGCGCACCGCCAACGGCAGCUCACUUACUCGCCAACUCGCUCGUCCAGAGGCAGUCCACCAGACUCUGUGCAUUAUUUACACAUUGUCGUGAGCAUGAACAAUUCUCGUACGCGUGAGCGCGAGAGCCAUCGUAAGAGGCCACUCCUCGUCACGUCCCGUAGGAACGCACCAUGCAUGUGCGGGUCGACCCGUGUGGUGCGUGCGUGCGUGCGUGUGGGUCCGUGAGGACUGCAGUCCACUCGGCUGUGUGAUAUAAAAGCCAUGGGGGGGGGGGGGGGUAUGCGCGUUACGCGUGGGGGUGCGGGCGUUGGAAAUCAUUUUUCUCAGGGAUGUUACUUUCUUUAUGUUAUUGUCGUUGUGGCCACCACCGUUAUUGUUGUUGUUGAUGUUUCUCGAGGUCUCUGCGAGCUCCCCCCCCCCCCCCAUCUCGUCCCGUUUGAUCCAUCGCGUUCCAACAUCCAUCGUCAGUGUCACUCGGGUCUGCGCGGGGGGGGGGGUGGGUGGGUUGGGGGGGGGGGGUGAAAAACAUGUAUUAAAUUGAUGAAUUAGAAAUAUAUAUUCAGUAUAUAUAAACAUACGUAUAUAUAUAAUAACAGAUACAUGUAUAUACGUACAUACCUAUAAAUACACGUGCGCGUCUGAGCGUGGCCGCAGGACAACUACGACUGUCGCUGUGUGUUGGGGGUCGUGGGGGGCAGUCGUCGUCGUGGAUUUGACCCCCGACCCCCCCCCCCCCCGCCGCCCCCCAGUGCGUGUCGACACCUGGGACCGCGCGAGCGUUUGUCCUGUCCCUCGUCCGAGUGGAAAGCGUUGUCGUUUUUAAAAUAAUAAUAAUAACAAGAACUUUGAAUGCAAACCCUCGACACAGCGGCGCAACGGAACAGGGGAACCGCCUGCGUCCGGCGGCGAAGAAGCAUGUCUACCGAGGCGACCGAGUUUUCACUUUGUAUCGGAGCAUUUCCUGGGAGUCCACGUGUAUCAUUAUUCUUCUCUUAUUGACUGUUGUUGUUGUUGUCGAAUUGUGGAAAAUAA